Molecule: messenger RNA, 2430 nt
Organism: Glycine soja
Lineage: Eukaryota; Viridiplantae; Streptophyta; Magnoliopsida; Fabales; Fabaceae
Product: amino acid transporter AVT1C-like
Exons: 13
Coding region: 361-1998 (545 amino acids)
Cellular component (GO): plasma membrane
Source: RefSeq, a predicted model, not a curated record
CAUGCCAGCAUCAACAUGGCAAUUGGCAAUCUAUUAUUACAUAAUAAUAAUGAUGCAGGGCUAGGAUUUUGUUAGGUGCCUGCACCGUCUAAGACAAAGUACAGAUAUACGCAUAACAAGAAACUGCUAAAGCCUCCUCCUUCCUUCUGUUCUGUCAUCGUGAAUCUUCACGUUUUUUCACAUACACCAACACCACCAUCAAAAGCUGUAUUAUUUAUAAGAACUAAGAGUAAGAACCAUAACUGCAUAUUCACAGAGAGUGUGUGUGAGAAGUGAGAACACAAAGCAAAGAGUCAUUUUGUGAAGGUGAACUGCUGAAGAGGUAGCGGAUUUUUGAAGGGAGAUAGAGAUUGAAGGAAGAUGAAUAACUCUGUUUCAGAAAACAGUUUCAUCAUUGAGAGUGAUGAAGAAGACGAGGAGAAGGAUUUGAACAAAGGUGAAGGUGGUGGAAACGAUUCUGAUUCUUCCAAUUACUCAAAUGAAAACCCUCCACAGAGAAAGCCCAGUUCUUACAACAUCUCAUGGCCUCAGAGUUACAGGCAAUCUAUUGAUCUAUAUAGUAGUGUGCCAUCACCAAACAUUGGAUUUUUGGGCACACCCUCAUUGUCAAGACUAAGCAGUUCUUUCCUUUCUACAUCACUAACAAGGAGGCACACUCCUGAAGCACUUCCUUCAUUGACAAAGCCUCUGAUACAACAAGACACAGAAGAUGAGCAGCAUCAGAGACGUAGCUCUCAUACCUUGCUUCCUCCUCUUCCUUCUAGAAGGUCUUCUUUGAUUAAGAAGGAUUCCAAGGUUGCUCAUCUUGAAGUUCCCUCUCGCCACUGCUCUUUUGGGCAAGCUAUGCUUAAUGGCAUAAAUGUUCUUUGUGGUGUUGGAAUCCUUUCUACACCUUAUGCUGCCAAAGUAGGUGGAUGGCUUGGGCUUUCUAUAUUGGUCAUUUUUGCAAUUAUUUCAUUUUAUACUGGGCUGCUCUUGCGUUCCUGCCUGGACAGUGAACCUGAGCUUGAGACGUAUCCUGAUAUUGGCCAAGCUGCAUUUGGUACUACUGGACGUAUUGCCAUUUCAAUAGUAUUGUACGUGGAAUUAUAUGCUUGUUGCAUUGAAUAUAUAAUUUUGGAGGGUGACAAUUUGUCUUCUUUAUUUCCAAGUGCACACUUGAAUUUGGGUGGAAUUGAACUGAAUUCACGUACUUUGUUUGCUGUGAUUACUACCUUGGCUGUUCUUCCUACUGUUUGGCUCCGUGACCUAAGCAUUCUCAGUUACAUAUCCGCUGGUGGAGUUGUUGCAUCGAUUUUAGUGGUUCUCUGCUUGUUAUGGGUUGGCAUAGAGGACGUAGGCUUUCAUAGCAAAGGGACCACACUCAAUCUUUCAACUCUUCCUGUUGCUGUUGGUCUUUAUGGUUACUGCUACUCUGGACAUGCAGUGUUCCCGAACAUUUAUACAUCCAUGGCAAAUCCAAACCAAUUUCCUGGAGUGCUCUUAGCAUGUUUUGGUAUUUGUACCUUAUUGUAUGCUGGGGCUGCUGUAAUGGGAUACACAAUGUUUGGAGAAGCUAUACUGUCUCAGUUCACUCUCAACAUGCCUAAAGAAUUGGUAGCCACAAAUAUUGCUGUCUGGACUACGGUGGUUAAUCCAUUUACCAAGUAUGCAUUGACUAUAUCUCCAGUGGCAAUGAGUCUGGAGGAGUUGAUACCGUCAAACCAUGCCAAGUCUUAUCUAUAUUCCAUCUUCAUCAGAACAGGGCUGGUUCUUUCUACCCUAUUUAUUGGUCUCUCAGUUCCCUUUUUUGGUCUGGUGAUGUCAUUGAUUGGAUCAUUACUCACAAUGCUUGUUACUUUGAUACUACCCUGUGCUUGUUUCCUAAGAAUCUUGCGGGGCAAAGUGACACGAAUACAGGCAGCACUUUGCAUUACAAUUAUCACAGUAGGUGUUGUAUGUUCUGCUUUUGGAACAUACUCCGCCCUCUCCGAGAUUGUGAAGAGUUUGAGGGAGUGAAGUUUUGAGGCUUAAAUCCUGGAAGAUUAGAUAUGUCUGCUGUUGUCUAGUCUGUCCAGUCAUUCUAUCUAGUUUGAUUGCACAUCCACAAUUUUGAGUCAAGUUUUUGCUUGCCAUGACUUCUCCAUUCUGUUUAUUUGUGGUUUUUCUGAUCUCUUGUUACCUUACCAUAAAAAGUUUUGCUCAUGUUUGAAGUAUUGGUAAUCAUAGAUUGUGGCAGAGACAACACUUAGUUUGUAAGGAGCGAUCAAAUGAGUUUGUUGAAGAUACUUUUUUUUUCUAUGUUGAAAGUGUCUAGUGCAAUCUUCUGGUGAUGAUAAAGGAUAUUUAUAACCAUUUAAUGCCGCAAUAUAGAGUACUCAGUCACCAAAAGUGCUCGAACAUAAAUUAUAGCUCAAUGAAUAUGGGUAGUGUCUUCAAUUUUUCAUUCAA